Amoebophrya sp. A120 is the source of this 4592-nucleotide messenger RNA. The record is from the annotation of a GenBank genome assembly. NCBI's taxonomy places the organism in Eukaryota, Dinophyceae, Syndiniales, Amoebophryaceae.
AAGCGCGCAAACGCAUCCAGUAUGACUCGGCGGUGAUACACUCCCUCGAUCUUUUUUGUGACCCUUAUCUUGGCUGUAUUACGGUUCAUUUGCUCGCACCGGUGGUUGUUCAAUCUGCCCGUGGGUCCCAUAAUUGUUUCGAGGUGUCGCUCCGUGUCCUUUCGAAGGACUUCCUCGCUGAUUUAGAUGCAUGAUCAACACGGAUAUUGUGGAAUCAUGGGAGGAGAAGUAAGUACGUUCUUAGCAGAGUGCGUCUGUUUCAAGCUAUUUCGAGCAAGCCUCGAAAGGACCGAAAAAUAUAAACGUGACUACACCUUCAAGUUCAAGAUGAUCAAAGUAACCUAACUUCACCUUACGUUUCUGCAAGUCCAAGCGCUUUGCUCAUAUUAAUAUAGAAGAGAAGUGUAAGAUAAAGAUUCGAAACCAAGAUUCUGCUUCACAGGUAGAUUUACACAUCGUAAGUGAAUCGGUUUAGAUAGAAAGAAAAGUAACAGCGUGAAAAGUAGUUUGAAAAAAUCUCGAAAAAGCAAAAACGCCAUGUCGGAAGCCGAGGUGGGGCGGAUGCUGCAAAGCGCCGCGCUGGCGUCGGGUAAUAUCGGUGGUGUGUCGCAGAUGAACGGCGCGGGCAGACCAGGCCACGCACUGGAUCAUGGCUCAAAAGACGAGUUGCAGGCGAAAAAGGUUGUUGAAGAGAAAAUCGCGUUUGUUGGGCGGCACUUGCGAGAUCCGUACGCGGAGUCCAUUCACGAUUUGUCUCAUUUUUUGAUCACGCUGCAGUGUGUGUGCGAGAAUCCCGGCGUAGAGCUCGAAGACAUGGCCUGGGAAGUGGGGCUGCCCGAGGUACAAAUGGUUUGUGUGCUACAAAGGGCUCGCGAGGACAUUGCGACGUUUCCCUCGUACUUUCAGAACGGCUUGCGCGCCUGGACCUGCCUGGAUCGAGUGGCAGUCCGCACGCAAGAACUCCCGAGUGCGGAGCAGAAUGCAGCUUGUGCGCACGACAACAAGCAACGCGCCGCGGGUCCGGUGCAAGUUCGGCUGCUCCGAGAUUUGGAUGCGAAUUGGAAGAAAGGGCAGGUAGGGACCCUCCUUGGCGCCGCCGUAGAGCCUUGGGACCAGGAGCAGGUGAAGCGAAGUCACGACCAAGGUCGCUCCAUGCAAAAUCGAGUGAUGGAAGAUCGGGGGAGGCGAUGCGUCGUCGAUUUCUCCUCAACCGCAUCAACCAAGACCACGAACGCUUCUGCGGUCGACGCGGUCCAAUACGUAGCAUUUGACGAUGUGGAGCUAACCCCGGAAUGCAAGAAAGUCCUCCGUCCGGAUCCUCAAGCAUUGUUGCCAUCGUCUUUCAGUACGGACAAAAAAGAAGAAAAUGUGAAAGAGAUAGAGCAGAACAGCAUGAGCAGUUAUUCGGGAGGGAACGACACGGAGAGACGGAAAAAUGAGAAUUCAUCUGCGAUGGAGAAUGUACGAGUAAACGAUAUUAAAGUUCCGGCCGUGGUCGAGCGUGCCAGCGUGCCUGUGUCUCUACCACCAGCUGUCACCGAGGUCGCCGACCCGGAAUUUCACAAGUUCUACGCUGUCUGGGCAACGAGUGGGAAUGAGUUACUAACCCUGAAGCAACUCGCAGCGGAAACCGGAAUUUCGGUGGGAAAGGCCCAACGGCUUUUGCGCAAGGCGAAAGAAAUCGGCACGGGACAAGAACAAGACAAAGCCCCUGACAACAGCCAAAAACAUGACAAGGACAACACCAUUGGGGGACGAAGCAACUGCUCUUCGUGGCCGUAUAACGUGCCGACCACGGAUCUUGUUGCCUACGAGGAGAUCGUGCGUGUAGAUGCGAUGCACCAGGCUGCGGUCAAUGCGCGCUUCGUGAUCGCGGAGCCGAGUCGCUCAUUGGAGAGAAAGAAGCUGACCGCAAAAGAACUGGCCGGGGCGAAAGCGUGCAACGCGUCUUCGGAGGAGACCCACAGAACUAUCGUGAAACUUCCCGCCCACGACAAAACGCAGGAGGUGAUAAGCACGAACCCGCACGGGACGCAGAAUCAACUUUUGACGGAAGAUAUCGCAAAGAAGAACAAAGGCGUGAUGAUGGGCAUGGAGCAGGGGGUCGCACUGACGAAAAGGACCUUGAAGGAAAUGGCAAGAGACAAGGAGAAAACGAAGAGGGAGGCGAAGAAAAGCGAAGGCGUCACGAAGUCGAACGAUCCAGGAAAUGUUCCUGGACGUACUGAGCAUCUUGAGUUUUUUCGCGUCACAAAGGAGAGCUUCGAAGUGAUUGCGGUUUUUGGGCCACUGAAGGAGUUGAUGAUGUGUCCUGCGUUUUCGAGGGAGGAGAAGGAUCGAAUGUUUCCGCUUUUGAAUGACUGUGCACGGCAGGAACACACGGUCUUCGAUACCUUCUACUUUUCGCGUCUGGCCACGCAGAAGCACAUACGUAUGACGCUGAAAAAACCCUUGCGCAUCUUAUGCACCAGCCGGAUCCCGGACUCGUUUGCGAACUUUCGGCGGUAUCUAGAGGCCGGGGGAACCUUCGAACGGGAGAGCGAUAUUGCCGCUGCCGAAGGUGGCUUCUUGACCGCGGAAGCUUAUUGGAUAAGCAAGGCGCCACAAGGUAGUAGUGCAGGAGCUGCAGUGCUUGUUUGUGUUUAUUCCUCAUUGAUGGUAAGAAGUGUAGAAGUUGUGCGACGAGCACCAGCACGACAGUGUGACAGAAUCACAAUCAGCGUGAAAGUCGCAGAAUAUUAAGCUUUUGCUUCAAACAGGUUACGAUGUUCGGCAAAUGACGUCGGUGAAUGCCAAGGGGCAAACCGUGACGAACUGGACUUUUGUGAGAAAUGAUGCGGCCGCACUAGCCCAGUUGAGGGCUUUAGGUAGCGACGGCCAGAAGAUGGUUAUGGAAGCGAUGAGAGCAAAUACUCCAAAUGGUGGGGAUUUCAUGCAAGCGAACAUCGACAUUGGCGAGUGGCGGAACAAAUUCGCUCAGGCGAAGCAAGGGCUACAGGAGGUCGAAAGCGCAACGGACAUGAGCCGCAGCGUUCCGUUUGAACAAGAUAGUGGCAUACUGCAACAGGUCCAAGCGGAGCUGGCUAUCAGUGACGAAGUGAAAGCGACUGCCGAGCAAAAAUCAGACGGGCGCGACACGGUGCGCGCUCGAAGGCUUCGGGCAGAAAAGCUCGAUGAGAAGGAAGCAGAGCUGAGAGAUGCGGACGAGAAGAGAAGAAAGGGGAAAGAAGCGGUGGCUUAUGACAUCAAGUUGAACGACGACGGCACCAGUUUCAUGGUGCCGCAAGGUGUGUCUAUGGCGAACGUGAAGCUGGAUAAGAUUGACGAUCGCGACUUCGACUCUGAGACAUCUUCUUCUGAUUCGCCGGAGAAGACGGAGAAGAGACGGGAGGCUUUCAGGAACAAGUUCUCAAAUAAAUCGAAGCAAGUUCAUGAUGCGGCAGCACCCCAUUUUCGAGAUUUCAGGGACGAGAAGAUCGAAAUAUCAUACUCGCUGCCGGAAGGUGCACAGACAUCGCCGACGGAUUUCUGGCUCGAACAGUGCUUCUGGAAAUGUAUCGAAGACCAAAAGGACGACCUGUCGCAGACGGACCUCGCCACCGGCCUCCUCUUGGCAACGUCUCUGGAUGAGGAGACCGGGACAGUUUCAGACGAAAGAGCGAGGCUGAUGAUGCAAGAAGAGCCCGGAGUAGUGCAAACUUCCGAUGAAGCGUUCUCGUCUCUCGUCGCGUGGCUGCGGAACCCAAAAAUCCUCGCGGAGCAAAAGAGACGGGCGGAAUCGAUCGCACGGGAGUGGCAAGAACAGACUCAAAAAACCGCUGCGAACGUCGAUGCGAAGAGCAAAAACUUCAAACCAAAGAAGCGCGUCCCGGCGGCGGAUGAACUGCAGGACAGCGAUUUCUUUUUGAGUUCGCCACGAGAUGCGCAAACUAAAGAUGCAUCGAAAACUUCGCAGCUUCUAUUACCGGCUUCGGGUAGUAUUGCGGUGCACAAGUUUUGGCGCAAGCGCAUGAAAUUCCGGCACGUCGUGCGUGGUGUCAACGAAAUGCGGAAAAAAGGGUUACUCGACGUCGAACAAAAAUCGGCGGCAGCGAGUGCAAAUGGGGGAAGUAGCUGUCUCUCGAUUCACACAACAAUAAAAGGGUCUCACUACGUUAUUCAUGGCCCGGGCGGCACCGCGACCAUCAUCCGUGACCACAAAGGAACCAUUGAAAAGUCGGGCGAUGACGUUAUGCGGAUGUUGAAACACAUUGCAUACGUUACAGGUGGCGGAGGCUCGGGCGCUGUGGCAGCUGGGAAUGAAGGAAGCGUCGAGAAGGCGGGCACUACUUAAAAAUGAGUUUUGGGAGUUGCGCUGGCACACACAGGUGGAGCGUUUUUUGACCGUUUGAGUAAGGUUGGUACGACAAUUUAAUGAGCAUGACUCAAAGGGUAUAACUAUAAUCUUAAUCUUCUGAAUGAAUGAGAUGUAAAGAGAGGUACAGCGCGAGCGCACAAAUAGAACAAGGUCUCUCUGUGACAGAGAUAUGAAAAGGCGGAGUGGACGAUCAUGAACAGGAUGGAACGCAGCUAAGAGCUAUCAAAAAAUGACG